Messenger RNA from Paramecium tetraurelia, 1293 nucleotides. RefSeq lists its product as uncharacterized. The record is from RefSeq and is a predicted model, not a curated record. The transcript is spliced from 6 exons. Lineage: Eukaryota; Ciliophora; Oligohymenophorea; Peniculida; Parameciidae. Gene Ontology annotation, biological process: protein phosphorylation; mitotic DNA damage checkpoint signaling. Gene Ontology annotation, cellular component: nucleus; cytoplasm. Gene Ontology annotation, molecular function: ATP binding; protein serine/threonine kinase activity.
AUGAUGUCUUUAGAUAUUUAAAGUGAUUAUUUUGAUUAUGCUUCAGUUCUAGACGAUAAGUACUAUAUUAUUGAUACAAUUGGUGUGGGCAGAUAUGCAAAGUAAUUCUACUAUUCUGAUUAUUUUAGAGUGAAGUUAGCUAUCGAUGUACAAGAUAAGUAAAAAUUGAUCCAACUACAAAUCAGAAUAAACUAUAACAAUUUAUAAAUGAGGUAACUCAAGUAAGCGGAGUUUGAACAUAAUAAUAUAAUUAAGAUUAUUCAAUGCAAUAUCAAUGGGAAAUACAGGAAAGUGGAUGGUAGAUUAUGCUAAGUAUCUUAUUUUGUGAUGGAAUUGGCAGAUUAAGGCGAAUUAUUUGAAUUGCUUGAAUAAACUCAUUAAUUCUCUGAAAAGUUCCUAAGGAGAAUAUUUUCUUAAUUGAUUAAGGGCAUUCAAUAUUUACAUGAAAAAGGAAUAGUUCAUAGAGAUAUAAAAUCUGAAAACAUCUUGUUUAGCAAUGGAAUCUUGAAGCUAGCAGAUUUUGGAUUUAGUGCCAAAUCUGUGGAUGAAACUGGAGCCAAAGUCUAAUUUGAAGUGCAAUAAUAUUUAGGAUCUCCAGAAUAUAAUCCACCUGAACUAUCAAAUGCAAUUGGUAAAUAAAAAUAUUAUAUACCUGAAUCAGCUGAUAUAUUUGCAUCCGGAGUCAUCCUUUUUAGUAUGGCAAUGAGGUCUGCUCCAUUUAAAACUUCUAAAAAUACUGAUCCAUAUUAUUCUCUUUUAAAAUAAGAUAAAUAAAAGUUUUGGCAAGUGUUCUAAGAAUUAAACGAUAACAUAUCCAAUCAAUUCAAAGAUCUUAUUGAAAAAAUAUUGGAAGAAAAUCCUUAGAAGAGAAUUUCAUUAGAAUAAAUUAAAAAGCAUCCAUGGAUGGAAGGGUCUAUUUCUAAUUUGGCUGAUUUUAAAACAGAAAUUAUGAAUAGAUAUGAGAUAGUUUAAAAUAAAAUGAAGGCAAAGAUAACAUUUAGAAGACAAUAAAAAUUUACAAAUAGAAGAUAUUAAAAGAGAAUCGAAAUGUCAAUUCCUAAUCUUAUUCCACCAAAAUAUCUGUAAGAAAGUUUAGUUGUUAUUGAUUAAAUCAAUGAAAAAUUGUAGAAGAGAUUAUUGCAUUAAGAAUACCAAGAUUAAAUAAAUUAGUAGGCUCAGCCAACUGUAGAAAUAAAUAUAAUUGAAAUAUAAUAGAAAACUAAAUCUAAAAGAUAAUUAGAAGGUUCUAAAAAAUCUAAUCGUGCUACUCCUCCUAAUGAUUCAGAUAAUUGA